AUGGAAGGUGAAGAUAGCUUUGGACGUACUGAAGAGUUUUCAAAUAUUGAAUUAGAUAUUGAUGAUUGGAUUAACAUAGUAGAUGAACUAUUAAGGCAAACAGCUGGUUAUCAGAAUGAACUUGACUGUAUUGAAUUACAUAGUAAUGAGGAUUUGACUAAUGCAACGGAUGAACCAGCAGCUGAGCAAACAAUUAUUAGUUAG
Molecule: messenger RNA, 204 nt
Organism: Dentiscutata erythropus
Lineage: Eukaryota; Fungi; Glomeromycota; Glomeromycetes; Diversisporales; Gigasporaceae
Source: the annotation of a GenBank genome assembly